AUGGCGGCAAUCGGGUCCUCCAACAUCGGAUUCCAGCUGCUGAAGAAGUCUGGUUGGAAGGAGGGCACUGGCCUUGGAGCGCAGGAGCAGGGAAGGUUGGAGCCUGUAGAAACUCGUGUUAAGAAUAACAAGCGUGGUUUAGGUUCUAAAGAACCAAAACCAAAGCCUAAGGUUGAGGGUGAUGUUGAAACAAAUCCCCAAAAGCCCAAGCAGGAUGUGCCGUCAAAGAAAAGGGCAAAGUUAGCUGCAAAGAGGAUACGAAAGAUGCAAGAAGAGGAGAAGCACUUGAAAGAGAAGGAAUUUGAGAUGGCUUUUUUCAGGGAAUUUUGGCCUGAUAAUGUGUAA
Molecule: messenger RNA, 345 nt
Organism: Miscanthus lutarioriparius
Lineage: Eukaryota; Viridiplantae; Streptophyta; Magnoliopsida; Poales; Poaceae
Source: the annotation of a GenBank genome assembly